AUGUCAUCAAGUAAUCAAUUGGCAUUAAUUGAGAAAUUAACCGGCCGUGAUAACUAUGCCACAUGGCGUUUUGCUGUUAAAACGUACUUGCAACAUGAGGAAUUAUGGGAUUGCGUGGAAUGUGUAAAUUCAAGCGCAAUUGACACAAAGCGUGACACUAAAGCCAGAUCGAAAAUAAUACUGCUUGUCGAUCCUGUUAACUAUGUUCAUAUUCAAGAAUCAUGCACUGCGAAAGAAGUUUGGGAAAAUUUAUCUCACGCUUUCGACGACUCCGGACUAACACGCCGAGUUGGUCUGCUGCGUGACUUAUGCAAUACUACACUAGCUGGAUGUUUAAAUGUAGAGGAGUAUGUUAGUAAAAUAAUGACAACAGCUCAUAAGUUAAGGAACAUUGGCUUUAAUGUGAACGAUGAGUGGCUAGGCACACUUUUGCUGUCCGGCCUUCCAGAAAGUUAUAAGCCAAUGAUAAUGGCCAUUGAAGGCUCAGGUAUGAAGAUUUCCUCUGACUCAGUGAAAUCAAAAUUAUUACAAGAUGUUAAACAAAAUGAAAGUGAUUCUUCAGCUCUUGCUACAAGUCAGAAGUUCCACAACAAAAAUAAAAGAUUUUCUAAAGGUCCUCGCUGCUAUACGUGCAACAAAUAUGGGCAUAAAAGUCCUGAGUGCAAAUCAUCAAAAUCCAAUAAGGAUCAGAAGAAUACAAAUAAACAAAACAGUACGUCUUAUGCUGCCGUCUUUAUAGCUUCUUCUGAAUACUCCGAUGACUGGUAUGUUGAUUCUGGUGCUUCUGUACAUAUGACCAAACACAAUAAUUUGUUUAUAGAAGAAACAACUCCACACAUUAAAAAUAUUAAAGUUGCAAAUAAUAAAACACUGUCUGUCUUAAGCUCUGGAAAAAUAAGCUUGAGUGUUUAUGACGGAAGAGGCCAACAAAAUGAUAUAUUGUUUACAAAUGUAUUAUAUGUACCUGAACUAGCUACAAACCUGCUGUCAGUAAGUCAGAUUAUUAAUAAUGGUGGCCAAGUGAAGUUAAAUAAGAGUGGCUGUGUUAUUCUUAAUAGAAAGAAUGACAUAGUAGCAACAGCAAGUUUAAUAAAUAAUAUGUACCGACUGAACGUGCCUGGUGGCUAUACAUGCAUAUCAGAUAUUAUUGAGCAAGAUACUUACCUGUGGCACCAAAGGAUGGGUCAUCUGAAUUUUCAGAGCAUGAAGAAAUUGACCGAGAAUACUGCAGAUUUAAAGUCAAGUCAAAGAAAAUGUUAA
Messenger RNA from Parnassius mnemosyne (clouded apollo), 1260 nucleotides. NCBI's taxonomy places the organism in Eukaryota, Metazoa, Arthropoda, Insecta, Lepidoptera, Papilionidae. The record is from the annotation of a GenBank genome assembly.